Dentiscutata erythropus is the source of this 342-nucleotide messenger RNA. The record is from the annotation of a GenBank genome assembly. NCBI's taxonomy places the organism in Eukaryota, Fungi, Glomeromycota, Glomeromycetes, Diversisporales, Gigasporaceae.
AAAAGACCUGAAUUAACAUAUUAUAGUAAAUUAAAAAUACUUAACGUAGACUUAUAUGAUUUCAAGGAAAAAAGACAUUCAAUUCAUAUAUCGGAAUACGCAUGGAAAGUUAAUGAUAAAUCCACUCUUUUAAGUGUGGAUGAAAAUGGACUUAUAGUAAAUUAUAUUGAGCGUGGUGAAAAUAUAAAAGACGCUGUAAUUCGUGCGGAUAAUCCAGUUCCAUCAGAAUGCGAAUUAUUUUAUUUUGAAACUGAUAUUAUAAAGGAAGGAACUAUCGCAAUUGGAUUUUGCUCAAAUUUCGAUAAAAUAAAUAAAAUGCCCGGUAAUUACUUACUUUUAUGA